AUGAAACAACCCAUCCGAGUCGGCAUCCUGGGCCUCAGCGCCGGCGGAAGCUGGGCAGUCGCCGCUCAUCUUCCGUAUCUCAACAGCUCUGCCAAGUAUUCCAUCACCGCCGUGUGCAACUCCUCUGUUGAGAGCUCAAAAGCAGCCAUUGAGAAGUACGGCCUUCCAAGCUCGGCCAAGGCGUACGGUCGUCCUGAAGACCUUGCCGGAGAUGCAGACGUCGACCUAGUGCUGUGCUCGAUCAAUGUCGCGCUUCACCACCCUGCCUUGCUUCCCGUGCUUAAGGCCGGAAAGGACGUCUAUUGCGAGUGGCCGUUGGGCAGCAACCUCAAACAAGCGGAGGAGCUGAAUCGUCUGGCGAAGGAGAAUGGGUGUAAGACCAUCAUCGGCUUGCAAGGCGGGCAAUGCCAGGUCGUCAACACGCUGAAAGAGAUUUUGGCCCAGGGGAGGAUUGGCAACAUCUUGAGCAGUACCUUUGCUGGUGCGGCGCAAUAUGUUGGGCCCGAGGAGCAGGAGGACAAGGCGUACUUCUUCCAGGCCGGCGUCGGCGGCAACCUGGCGACCAUCUUCUUCGGACACACCAUCCACAUUAUCUCGUCCGCGCUGGGAGAACUCAGUUCACAUACCUCGAUUUUGGAUACCAAGAUCCCCACGGUGGACCUGACGGACAAGCCGUCGACGGACCCAUCGCGUAAGGUCGUCCGGACGGUCAAGCGGGAGACACAUGACCAGGUGCUGCUCCAGGGCCGCUUCGAGUCCGGUGCCCUGCUGUCGUACCACCUGUACGGCGGCAAGGCGUUCGCGCCGGGCGAGGGCCUGCAUUGGAGAAUCCUGGGCGACCGGGGAGAGCUCAGCAUCACGGCCAGCGGCACCAACCUGCAGAUGGGCUUUCCGGAUUGCAAGAUACGGCUAUUUGACAACCGAAAGGACACCGUUGAGGAAAUCCCACUCGUGGAGGACGAGUGGACCAAGUUGCCUAUCCCGGCACAGAACACGGCCAGGAUAUAUGAGGCGUUUGCGAACGGCAGGACCGGUGAUUACCCUGACUGGGACUUGUCGAUCCGAAGGCACAAGCUCAUUGAUGAGAUGUAUAAAGGUGUCAAAGGUGGCUGGUGA
Molecule: messenger RNA, 1116 nt
Organism: Neoarthrinium moseri
Lineage: Eukaryota; Fungi; Ascomycota; Sordariomycetes; Amphisphaeriales; Apiosporaceae
Exons: 1
Coding region: 1-1116 (371 amino acids)
Molecular function (GO): nucleotide binding
Source: RefSeq, a predicted model, not a curated record